AUGUUCUAUGGUCUGACCACCAGCCAGACAGUGAACAUUCCAUCUCAGCUGUACCCCAAUGUGGUUACCCCUUACGAUCCUUUGGCUUCCUCCAAGACUAUCAAACAGGCAGGAAAAGAUAAACCUGCUAGUGCUGGCACAUCAGGGGAGGUAAGAGAUGAUGUUAUUUUUAAACAAAAUUAUUGUUCUUGAAAUAUUUAAAUGUAUUCUUUAGUGUAAUUUCCAUCACAAAUCACAAAGAUAACUAUGACAUGUGUGAUGUUAUUAAACUCAAUUAUUUUUUCUUGUAAGGGUACACUUUUUUUUGUAUUUGUGUAAUGAAAGUUUAAACUCAGUAAAUCCAUAACUUCUAUUAUGCCCGUUGAUCUAGCUUUACUAUUAUGCCAGCUGGUUUAGCUUUACAAUUAUUCCUGGUAUUAUAGAGUUUUAUUUACUAUGUUUUCAUUUAUAUAUAUAUUUUUUUUUUCUUUCUCAAGAGAUAGAUUAUAUCUGUAAUUUUUGUUUUUGCCUAUCCAAUCUCAUGAAAUGCCAAUCCUUGAAUAUCACAGACCUGGCAAAGUAGAGGCCGAGGGAGAGGUGAUGGGGCAGCCGCUGGUAACAAGAAACAGAAAAAAAAGAAAGGAAGGGGCAGGAGGGGAGACAACUCUGGAGGAGAGAGAAGUGAUGGUGUCGGCUACGAAGAACGCGGGCGACCCACAGAACUAAGGAUAACACCGGGCCAGUCAUGGAGCAGCAUCACGCCUGAGGCUGAGACCGAGGCUCUGAGCCUGGAGAUGACAUGGUGGAGGCUGAGCAGCUCUGACUCUGAAUUCUCGGACACCGAUCGAGGACGGGCCCAGCAGCACAAGUCUGAAGCUGUCAAAGUUAGGCAGUGCGCCCUCAACUGCUUCCUCAACAUUGUUCGAGUGGGUACAUUAGUUAAAAUUAAGUUUAUGUAUUUUGUUUCUAAAUAGUUUAUGUCCUUAAACACAUUGUACUUACUUUUUGCUUUAAAUCAACUCCACUUCGAUUGACAUUGGUAAAACGUAGAUAUGGUUUAAACAUCAGUGAACAAGAUACCCACUUCCUUCCUAAAUUGUUGAUAUCAAUUUAUACCUAAAUGAAAGUGGUUCAUUCCAUCAGCUAAAAAUUUUAUAACUUUGACCCGUAAAAAUGUCACAACUUUGACUUUAAAAAAAAUUGUUCAUCACAAAUAGAUAAGGCACCAAUUUAAGAUGUUACAUUAUGUCAAUAUUUAUGAUGAAACUGAUAUUUUGAUGAGGAUUCAUAAUCUCUGAGAAAGCCUACAUUCUCAAUUCAAUUGUUUAAUUUUGUAGCUCGCUUUUUUGUUAAAUAAAUUUAGUUCAUUUUUUUAUAACAGAUUUUUUUAUAUCAACAGGCAUACAUAUCAUGACAAAUUCUGUUACCAAGUUAUUAUAAUUUAUAUUAGCAAUAAGGCUUUUUACACGUUGCUGGACUUUACUCACAUAAGGACACAGGGCUAUUGACUAGAUGGGGUAUCUUGUGAUAGCUGCUGAGGUACUCAACAGUUUGGAAUCAUAUUUUUCACACAACUUGGUACUAAUUUUAGCAUUCAAUGAUCCCAUUUUAGCAUUCAAUGAUCCCAUUUUAGCAUUCAAUGAACCCACUCAAAAGGGAAUGCAGUAAGCAGGGACAAAUAGAGAGAAAUCAAAAUGACACAUUCCCAAAUGCAUUGUCCCCAAACUCUAAUUCUGUUACUAUUCAGUAUCACCUCUUUUGAUCUAAAAGAAACGUGUGCAAUAAUCUAGGAUUAAUUAUUUUCAAAUCAUAAAAGGUAAUGCUGUUGCUCAACAGUAGAAAAAUAAAAUAAAAUGUAUAUAAUGAUUAUACAAUUUAAAAAAAAUAAAUGUCAUUCAAUAACUUGAUUUAUUCAACAUGUUUUGUUGUGUCCCAUCCAUUUCUAGGUUAUUGAUAAGAAAGCCAUGUUUGGAUACUGGUCAUCAUUCAUCCCUGAUGUAGGGGCGACCAGCGGAGCUCCCCAGACUCAGUCACUUUUUACCACAAUUCUUAAAGAUCCCUCACCUAAGGUAAGAACUAAAAUUGGCAAAAACCAUGCUAGUGAUAGUGGGGGGUGGGAGAGAUUUACAAUAAACUCUGCAAUGCAGGGUUGAUGAAUAGGUUUUUGUACUCUAACACAUCUCAUCUUUUGUUGAGUUUCAUGAAAGCUGUAAUUUUUGUAAUCCCUAAGUUUGUGGGUGGAAUUUUUGUGCACUGGUCAUUGUUGCAUUUCCUGAGUUUUAUUCCCCUUGCUUUUAUUACCAUACCGGAAAGAUGAUUAUGUAUAUACAAGAUAUAUACAAGAUAGAUUUUAAAUUUAAAACACAUAGCCAUCACCAUCUUCCUUCAUGUUUUUCACCCGUUCAGAACAUCAAGAGAAGUCAAACAAUUAAUUUCAUUUGUUUCAUUUAGAUAGGUCCCUUUCAUUCUGAUAGAGAUUUAAAGAAUGUUUUUAUUUUCAUGAAUAAAACAGAUCAUCCUUAUUAAUUCAUUACCAGGUCAAGUGUUUUCAUUGCCCUAAUAUUUUUUCAUAGAAUAAUUUCUCUUGUUUAGAAUAGGAAGCUCAAAACAAAUAUUUAAAACAUUGUUUUUUUGUGUGCAUAUUUUGAUAAAUAUGUUACAGAAGUUUAAUUAACAAGUUUGUAAAUGUUAAUAAGUAUUCCAUAUAAUUAUGUGUGUAAGUUUGAUUAAAACAAAACAGUUAGCUCUGUGUUUUUAAACAAAAUUGAUUUGACCAAUCAGUUUUAUAAGAUUAGCUGUAUGAGCUGUGUACCCGCAGGAAAAAAUUAGUGAAAAAUUAUCAGAGCAAACUAAUUUUCGUUGACAGUGUCGAAUGGCAGCUGUGGCCAGCCUGACGGCCAUGCUGGAAUCCACUCGGCCAUACCUAGCCGCUGCCGAGGAAAUCACCACGCAUCAGCCGGCUUUCACCCCCUUCUCUGCCAUCUUGGGAUCCAUGAUCCGAGAGAUCCACAGAUGUCUGUUACAGGCCCUUGUGGCAGAGAAUUUCAAGGCUGUGCUGACCCAGAUUAUUAAGGUAGCCAUUGUGCUGUGAUAUCAUUUUAGUUUCAAAUAAAUGCUAUUUUUUAGGUGUUUUUUGCGGGAACAGGACAUUUAAGGUAUGUUGAAGGCAGAUCAUAUUAGCACAUCAACUGGAAGCUUACAAAUUUAUCACUGUAACACAUCACCAGAUUCCUCACAAAAAUAGUCACAGCACACAUAUUCUACAUUAGACAAAAACAUGUAUACCUCAGGCACACACUGCACUGGCCAACACAUCUCAGGCACACACUGCACUGGCCAACACAUCUCAGGCACACACUGCACUGGCCAACACAUCUCAGGCACACACUGCACUGGCCAACACAUAUCAGGCACACACUGCACUGGCCAACACAUCUCAGGCACACACUGCACUGGCCAACACAUCUCAGGCACACACUGCACUGGCCAACACAUCUCAGGCACACACUGCACUAGCCAACACAUCUCAGGCACACACUGCACUAGCCAACACAUCUCAGGCACACACUGCACUGGCCAACACAUCUCAGGCACACACUGCACUAGCCAACACAUCUCAGGCACACACUGCACUGGCCAACACAUCUCAGGCACACACUGCACUAGCCAACAUAUCUCAGGCACACACUGCACUAGCCAACACAUCUCAGGCACACACUGCACUAGCCAACAUAUCUCAGGCACACACUGCACUAGCCAACAUAUCUCAGGCACACACUGCACUAGCCAACACAUCUCAGGCACACACUGCACUGGCCAACACAUCUCAGGCACACACUGCACUAGCCAACACAUCUCAGGCACACACAGCACUAGCCAACACAUCUCAGGCACACACUGCACUAGCCAACACAUCUCAGGUACACACUGCACUAGCCAACACAUCUCAGGCACACACUGCACUAGCCAACACAUCUCAGGCACACACUGCACUAGCCAACAUAUCUGAGGCACACAAUGCACUAGCCAACACAUCCCAGGCACACACUGCACUAGCCAACAUAUCUCAGGCACACACUGCACUAGCCAACAUAUCUCAGGCACACACUGCACUAGCCAACACAUCUCAGGCACACACUGCACUAGCCAGCACAUCUCAGGUACACACUGCACUAGCCAACACAUCCCAGGCACACACUGCACUAGCCAACAUAUCUCAGGCACACACUGCACUAGCCAACAUAUCUCAGGCACACACUGCACUAGCCAACAUAUCUCAGGCACACACUGCACUAGCCAACAUAUCUCAGGCACACACUGCACUAGCCAACACAUCUCAGGCACACACUGCACUAGCCAACACAUCUCAGGCACACACUGCACUAGCCAACACAUCUCAGGCACACACUGCACUAGCCAACACAUCUCAGGCACACACUGCACUAGCCAACACAUCUCAGGCACACACUGCACUAGCCAACACAUCUCAGGCACACACUGCACUAGCCAACACAUCUCAGGCACACACUGCACUAGCCAACACAUCUCAGGCACACACUGCACUAGCCAACACAUCUCAGGCACACACUGCACUAGCCAACACAUCUCAGGCACACACUGCACUAGCCAACACAUCUCAGGCACACACUGCACUAGCCAACACAUCUCAGGCACACACUGCACUAGCCAACACAUCUCAGGCACACACUGCACUAGCCAACACAUCUCAGGCACACACUGCACUAGCCAACACAUCUCAGGCACACACUGCACUAGCCAACACAUCUCAGGCACACACUGCACUAGCCAACACAUCUCAGGCACACACUGCACUAGCCAACACAUCUCAGGCACACACUGCACUAGCCAACACAUCUCAGGCACACACUGCACUAGCCAACACAUCUCAGGCACACACUGCACUAGCCAACACAUCUCAGGCACACACUGCACUAGCCAACACAUCUCAGGCACACACUGCACUAGCCAACACAUCUCAGGCACACACUGCACUAGCCAACACAUCUCAGGCACACACUGCACUAGCCAACACAUCUCAGGCACACACUGCACUAGCCAACACAUCUCAGGCACACACUGCACUAGCCAACACAUCUCAGGCACACACUGCACUAGCCAACACAUCUCAGGCACACACUGCACUAGCCAACACAUCUCAGGCACACACUGCACUAGCCAACACAUCUCAGGCACACACUGCACUAGCCAACACAUCUCAGGCACACACUGCACUAGCCAACACAUCUCAGGCACACACUGCACUAGCCAACACAUCUCAGGCACACACUGCACUAGCCAACACAUCUCAGGCACACACUGCACUAGCCAACACAUCUCAGGCACACACUGCACUAGCCAACACAUCUCAGGCACACACUGCACUAGCCAACACAUCUCAGGCACACACUGCACUAGCCAACACAUCUCAGGCACACACUGCACUAGCCAACACAUCUCAGGCACACACUGCACUAGCCAACACAUCUCAGGCACACACUGCACUAGCCAACACAUCUCAGGCACACACUGCACUAGCCAACACAUCUCAGGCACACACUGCACUAGCCAACACAUCUCAGGCACACACUGCACUAGCCAACACAUCUCAGGCACACACUGCACUAGCCAACACAUCUCAGGCACACACUGCACUAGCCAACACAUCUCAGGCACACACUGCACUAGCCAACACAUCUCAGGCACACACUGCACUAGCCAACACAUCUCAGGCACACACUGCACUAGCCAACACAUCUCAGGCACACACUGCACUAGCCAACACAUCUCAGGCACACACUGCACUAGCCAACACAUCUCAGGCACACACUGCACUAGCCAACACAUCUCAGGCACACACUGCACUAGCCAACACAUCUCAGGCACACACUGCACUAGCCAACACAUCUCAGGCACACACUGCACUAGCCAACACAUCUCAGGCACACACUGCACUAGCCAACACAUCUCAGGCACACACUGCACUAGCCAACACAUCUCAGGCACACACUGCACUAGCCAACACAUCUCAGGCACACACUGCACUAGCCAACACAUCUCAGGCACACACUGCACUAGCCAACACAUCUCAGGCACACACUGCACUAGCCAACACAUCUCAGGCACACACUGCACUAGCCAACACAUCUCAGGCACACACUGCACUAGCCAACACAUCUCAGGCACACACUGCACUAGCCAACACAUCUCAGGCACACACUGCACUAGCCAACACAUCUCAGGCACACACUGCACUAGCCAACACAUCUCAGGCACACACUGCACUAGCCAACACAUCUCAGGCACACACUGCACUAGCCAACACAUCUCAGGCACACACUGCACUAGCCAACACAUCUCAGGCACACACUGCACUAGCCAACACAUCCCAGGCACACACUGAACUGGCCAACACAUCUCAGGCACACACUGCACUAGCCAACACAUCUCAGGCACACACUGCACUAGCCAACACAUCUCAUGCACACACUGCACUGGCCAACACAUCUCAGGUACACACUGCACUAGCCAACACAUCUCAGGCACACACUGCACUAGCCAACACAUCUCAUGCACACACUGCACUAGCCAACACAUCUCAUGCACACACUGCACUAGCCAACACAUCUCAGGCACACACAUCACUAGCCAACACAUCUCAGGUACACACUGCACUAGCCAACAUAUCUCAGGUACACACUGCACUAGCCAACACAUCUCAGGUACACACUGCACUAGCCAACACAUCUCAGGUACACACUGCACUAGCCAACACAUCUCAUGCACACACUGCACUAGCCAACACAUCUCAGGUACACACAGCACUAGCCAACACAUCUCAGGCACACACUGCACUGGCCAACAUAUCUCAGGCACACACUGCACUAGCCAACACAUCUCAGGUACACACUGCACUAGCCAACACAUCUCAGGCACACACUGCACUAGCCAACACAUCUCAGGCACACACAGCACUAGCCAACACAUCUCAGGCACACACUGCACUAGCCAACACAUCUCAGGCACACACUGCACUAGCCAACACAUCUCAGGCACACACUGCACUAGCCAACACAUCUCAGGCACACACUGCACUAGCCAACACAUCUCAGGCACACACUGCACUAGCCAACACAUCUCAGGCACACACUGCACUAGCCAACAUAUCUCAGGCACACACUGCACUGGCCAACAUAUCUCAUGCACACACUGCACUAGCCAACAUAUCUCAGGCACACACUGCACUGGCCAACAUAUCUCAGGCACACACUGCACUGGCCAACACAUCUCAGGUACACACUGCACUAGCCAACAUAUCUCAGGCACACACUGCACUGGCCAACAUAUCUCAGGCACACACUGCACUGGCCAACAUAUCUCAGGCACACACUGCACUGGCCAACAUAUCUCAGGCACACACUGCACUAGCCAACACAUCUCAGGCACACACUGCACUAGCCAACAUAUCUCAGGUACACACUGCACUAGCCAACACAUCUCAGGCACACACAUCACUGGCCAACACAUCUCAGGCACACACUGCACUAGCCAACAUAUCUCAGGCACACACUGCACUGGCCAACAUAUCUCAUGCACACACUGCACUAGCCAACAUAUCUCAGGCACACACUGCACUGGCCAACAUAUCUCAGGCACACACUGCACUAGCCAACACAUCUCAGGCACACACUGCACUAGCCAACACAUCUCAGGCACACACUGCACUAGCCAACACAUCUCAGGCACACACUGCACUAGCCAACACAUCUCAGGCACACACUGCACUAGCCAACACAUCUCAGGCACACACUGCACUAGCCAACACAUCUCAGGCACACACUGCACUAGCCAACACAUCUCAGGCACACACUGCACUAGCCAACACAUCUCAGGCACACACUGCACUAGCCAACACAUCUCAGGCACACACUGCACUAGCCAACACAUCUCAGGCACACACUGCACUAGCCAACACAUCUCAGGCACACACUGCACUAGCCAACACAUCUCAGGCACACACUGCACUAGCCAACACAUCUCAGGCACACACUGCACUAGCCAACACAUCUCAGGCACACACUGCACUAGCCAACACAUCUCAGGCACACACUGCACUAGCCAACACAUCUCAGGCACACACUGCACUAGCCAACACAUCUCAGGCACACACUGCACUAGCCAACACAUCUCAGGCACACACUGCACUAGCCAACACAUCUCAGGCACACACUGCACUAGCCAACACAUCUCAGGCACACACUGCACUAGCCAACACAUCUCAGGCACACACUGCACUAGCCAACACAUCUCAGGCACACACUGCACUAGCCAACACAUCUCAGGCACACACUGCACUAGCCAACACAUCUCAGGCACACACUGCACUAGCCAACACAUCUCAGGCACACACUGCACUAGCCAACACAUCUCAGGCACACACUGCACUAGCCAACACAUCUCAGGCACACACUGCACUAGCCAACACAUCUCAGGCACACACUGCACUAGCCAACACAUCUCAGGCACACACUGCACUAGCCAACACAUCUCAGGCACACACUGCACUAGCCAACACAUCUCAGGCACACACUGCACUAGCCAACACAUCUCAGGCACACACUGCACUAGCCAACACAUCUCAGGCACACACUGCACUAGCCAACACAUCUCAGGCACACACUGCACUAGCCAACACAUCUCAGGCACACACUGCACUGGCCAACACAUCUCAGGCACACACUGCACUAGCCAACACAUCUCAGGCACACACUGCACUGGCCAACACAUCUCAGGCACACACUGCACUGGCCAACAUAUCUCAGGCACACACUGCACUAGCCAACAUAUCUCAGGCACACACUGCACUAGCCAACACAUCCCAGGCACACACUGCACUGGCCAACAUAUCUCAGGCACACACUGCACUGGCCAACACAUCUCAGGCACACACUGCACUAGCCAACACAUCUCAGGUACACACAUCACUGGUCAACACAUCUCAGGCACACACUGCACUAGCCAACAUAUCUCAGGCACACACUGCACUGGCCAACAUAUCUCAGGCACACACUGCACUAGCCAACACAUCUCAGGCACACACUGCACUAGCCAACAUAUCUCAGGCACACACAGCACUAGCCAACACAUCUCAGGCACACACAUCACUGGCCAACACAUCUCAUGCACACACUGCACUAGCCAACAUAUCUCAGGCACACACUGCACUGGCCAACAUAUCUCAGGCACACACUGCACUAGCCAACACAUCUCAGGCACACACAUCACUGGCCAACACAUCUCAUGCACACACUGCACUAGCCAACAUAUCUCAGGCACACACUGCACUGGCCAACAUAUCUCAGGCACACACUGCACUGGCCAACACAUCUCAGGCACACACUGCACUAGCCAACACAUCUCAGGUACACACAGCACUGGCCAACAUAUCUCAGGCACACACUGCACUGGCCAACAAAAGAAAAGGUCCUCAUAUGCCCUGUUAAUUCUAUUGUGAUAAAUUUAAUCCUCUGUGGCACUUUAUUGUAUAUCUUAACCUCUCCAAGCAUGUAGGGGGGUAAAAUCCUAACAUCCUAGCAAUAAGUCCUGUGAACGUUUCAUAUAUGGUCUCAUCUUAAAUAUCUCCAAGACAUUCCAUAUCUUACUUCACUUGUAGCCAAUUUGUAAUUGAGCCCUUUAGGUUAUAUCUGCUCCCUGCUGAAUUAGCAACAACCUGCAACAUAGUGUUCUCCUCUUGUUUUCAGUGCCUAGCAAAUCUGGUGAACAAUGCUCCAUAUCACAGACUCAAUCCUGGCCUCCUGACCAGAGUUCUUAAACAGAUCAGGCAUUUUUUCAACCACAAAGGUAUGCACCAUACUAAAUAUAAUUACUGACACGUUGUCUCUCUAGUCAACCAUUUUACACUUUGUUAUUAAAGUUUAUUGAAUAAAUGCAAACUUAAGUAAAUGGAAAUUAUUGAUUAAUAAAGAAUACACCCCAACUGCUAGAUAAACAAUGUGAUAUGGCCCACAUGCUAAAUAAAGAAAUAGUCAAAUGCUCGAUAAAGAAUAUGGGUUUAACUCUUUGCCAUAUAUGUUUCCAAAAGGAUACCAAUUAAAAUAGUCCAGCACAUUUUUUUAAAAUUGGUUAAGACUUGCUUAUUGCUUUAGAUCAAGAUCAAAGUUCUCAAAAGAAAUGUGACAAAAAUGUUGAUUUCAUAUGUUCACUUCCAGACCCCAAUGUGCGAACAGCCUGCCUGACGUGUAUAGGUUCUAUAGUGGGCAUUAAACCACCUCUGAUGGAAGUUUCCCAGCUGAUCAAGCCUCCUCAGCCUCCAGUGGGUGUCAACCGUUCGGCCAACCCUGGGGAUUCCCCGUUGUUCAGACCCGAGGAUGCUUCCUACCUCCUCUACCCUAGUUUUGCCACACCUCAUGUGCCCAAUGUUUUGGAGGAGCACCCCACGGAGCUUGGGGAUUCCAUCAAUGAAUUCCAUCUCGAGGAAAUCCCUGCAAAGAAAGUUGGCGAGGUACUUAUAAACGGCGACGGUUAUUCUGGAACUGGGGACCCCUGCGUUGUCGAAUCAUUGGCUGCAAAUGACUCUGACCAUUCUAAAGUGAAGCUGGUUGGCAACGAAGAAAAAUUAAACAUUUUUGAGUCAGGGGAGCCCAUGAAUUUGUGCGAUCAGUUCCCUGAAAACUCUGGAGCUAUGAGCCCGCUGCUGGGGGCCAGCUGUGGAGGGGACACACCCAUCUACACAGAUCAGCUGCUGCAAGCUCACGCCAGGGAGACGUCGUGGGUGAUAAAACUUUGUGUUAAAAACAUUACAGGUGAGUCAGCAGGAUAAACUAAUUCGUGGGGUCGUACAAAGAAAAAUACAGGUUCCCUUUUGUACAAUAGCAUAUUUGAGCAAAGUGAAAUUAAAUUCACUUUAUGAACUAUCAAAGCUUUUCAAGUUUAUUAAUUCUUAACACUGAUGCUUGGAACAUCCAACUCUUCCCCUAGAGUAUGGAAUGCACUUCAUCCCAUCUGUGUUUUUUAACAUAGUCUGUAUCAUUCUGCCAACAUUUCAAUUGUAUCAUUCUACUAUCAUUCUACCAACAUUUAGUUUGUAUUAUUCUACCAACAUUUUGUUUUUAUUAUUCUGCCAACAUUUAGUUUGUAUCAUUCUGCCAACAUUCGAGUAUAAUUUUUUUACACCACAGGUCAGCCUGACCUGACAAAAGAGGAUGGACAGUGCAGGCUAGAAGCCCUUCAAAAGUUUGAACCUCUGCCCAUUAGGCUUGAAGCGCUGCAGGUCAUGAGCAACCUUAUCAAAAAUUACUUCCCAGUUAUAAGGUGUGGAUUCAUUUUUACCCCCCAAAAAGUUCUUUCUAUUAUGUUACUUAUAAUAUUCAUCAUUGAUUUCUUGCAAAAGUAUCUCGUCUUCCAAAUGUAAUGAUGUUCACCAAAGCAAACAUUGGAAACUACAAAAAAAAUUAAAAUGCAAGGAUCGUCAUCAGGAUCCCAUCAUCAUCUCAUCUUCGUCACAUCAUCAUCACAUCUUCAACACUUCAUCACAUCUUCAACACUUCUUAUAUCCUCAUCACAACAUCAUCAUAUCUUCCUCUCAUUGUCAUCACAUCAUCAUCCUGAUUCAGUAGCCAUAUGGACAUGUAUCCUUUGACCUGAAGCCAUAGCGAAAAAUGUGCAGGUCAUCCUCUGUUUUGUGACAGUAGUUUGGCAAUUAUAGUAGGUCUUUGAGGCAUUUGUUGUGUUACCGUAGUUUGGCAAUUGUGGAAGGUCAUUGAGGUGCUUGUCCUGUUGUGUUACAGUAGAUUAGCCAUUGUGGCACAUAUUUGCGGCAUUGUCAUUGCGUUACAGUAGCUUGGCAAUUGUCGUAGGUCAUUGAGGUAUUGUUGUGUUACCGGGUACUGUAGUUUGUCAACUGUAUUAGGUCACUUGGACAUUUUUCUUGAAGUUUUGAUCAGGAAGUAUGUGAUGUGGUAUUGUUUCACUUGGAUGUUUGUUUUCUGUCUUAGUUAAUGUGGUUGAAGAACCUGUUCAGUUGGAUAUGGUCUAUGGCUAGCUGAAAGAUUAUGAUUAUAUGUUGUUCUUGUCCUUGGAGGCAAUUUAUGGGGGUCCAUAGCAUUUAGGCCAGGCUUGUUUGCAAAAAUAGAUCUUCUCAACAAAAAAUGACUCCUCAGUCCUGCUGAAUCUUUAACUCCAUGAAUCUUGAGUCUAAUUGUAGCCCGCCAGUUGUCCAGACAAAGAAAUGUUACCUCACCUGUGUUAUUCCACCCUAAAAAGACUUGAAACUAAAUGACUUUUAUAAAAGACAUGUUUUAUGAUUUUCACCAGGUCAAGUUUUCGUCUACUCAAAAACCUGGUUCAGAUGUGCCUGGAAGAUUCUAAUUACAUAAUUAAACUCCACGGGGCCAAAGUGCUGGAUGAACUGACCCAAGCCUUGCAAAGGGACAUUCAUGACUCAAGCUUGGCACCCAGCCAUGUUAUACCCUUCCAACAGGUCAGUGGCAAAGUUCUUUGUGCAGACCUGUGGUGUAAAGGUCUGUCUUAAAACCAAGACAAGAAGUUCACAUUUUUCAGGUAUCAUUCUCAGUUAUUUGUGCAUGGCCAGGUGAAAUGUUUCAGGUCCUUAGGUCAACUUUACUAUGAAAAGAUACAAACUAUGGUUCCGAAAACCUUCCCCACCAGUCUCGCAGGAAUUAAAUAGCUUGCUGAAGCUGAAAGAGUUGUGUCAUCUUGACACAAAACUUAGUUUUUGGAAAACGCCGAAGAAAUGAAAAGAAGUUUAAAAAAAAUUAAAUGGUCCAUCAACUGAGUUUUUUUCCCCAUUGCAUUCAGCCAUUAGAUUUAGUUAGGGAAGGUUUAUGGUUUAUCUUCGCUUUUAUGUAUGACAAACCAAAUGAACAACGGAUUUCCGUUUUAAUUUUCACAGUUAGAUAUAAUAUUCCUAUUUCCACCUUGUCUUACAUGCCAAGAACAUUGUUGUAUAUAAUGUAAACUCUUUCCUUGACAGAUAUUAGAUUUCUGGUUGUUCCUGUUAGAGGGCCCCCUGCCCCAGCUGUUGAACUACAACCCAGACAUGUCAGUUGAAGGGAACAAUCUAGUCAGGUCUGGAGCUUGUGAAUGUAUGGCCAACAUUGGAGAGGAAGUCUUCGCCAAGCUACCUGUAAGAAUCUGCACUCUGCAGUGUUGUAUAACUAACCACAGUGAAACCUCAGAUAACAAACAAAUGAGUUGAUGAACAAAUUUUGUCUUGCUUAACGAAUGCGACUUUAGGCUAUGAACACUGGCGUACGCCUGCACACACACAAUCCCAGCGGCUCAGGUCUUGAGAAAUGUCCAUUACUAAAGAGGCAAAAAAGGCAGCUGUUUGGGCUUACGCAGUGACUCUGUUAAUGAAGCAGAGGUUUAGCGUGCCACAGGAUGUAGAGUUUUAAGUUUGGAUAAAUGAAAAGCAGUUGGCUGAAGAUAGUGUUAGCGAGACAGUAAUUAACAGUGUUGGCGAGACAGUAAUUAACAGUGUUGGCAAGACAGUAAUUAAUAGUGUUGGCGAGGAGACAGUUAUUAACAGUGUUGGUGAGACAGUAAUUAACAGUGUUGGCGAGACAGUAAUUAACAGUGUUGGCAAGACAGUAAUUAAUAGUGUUGGCGAGGAGACAGUAAUUAACAGUGUUGGCGAGACAGUAAUUAACAGUGUUGGCGAGACAGUAAUUAACAGUGUUGGCGAGACAGUAAUUAACAGUGUUGGCGAGACAGUAAUUAACAGUGUUGGCGAGACAGUAAUUAACAGUGUUGGCGAGACAGUAAUUAACAGUGUUGGCGAGACAGUAAUUAACAGUAAGUAACACGGUUCAGAAAAGGUACGCUGUCAACAGAAGGGAAAGUCUGAUCGACCUGUUAACGAAUAUGACUUUUUUUUUUGGAGAAUCUUUCAUUUCUAUAAAAACCUUGAACCUCCAUAGCCAGAAAUUUCCAUAACACUUCAUCCUGGCUUGCAUAUUUGGCUCUGCCAACCAUUGUCUAACCUGUAUCCCGUACAAAAAUUCACCUAUGUCCUUAAACAGUCAGCGAACUGACAGAUUGCUGAUCCUCAGUUUGAAGGAUGUUCCUCAUAGACUUCAUAGUGGCAAACACAGCACCUUCUGGAGAAUACAGGCCUGAUUCUCAUUAUCAAAAAACUUACUUGUUGAUCAGCCUUCCUCCAAUAGUGGAUACAAUACACUUCCUUAAUGGUGAAAUUUCUAAAAAAGAAAGCAUAACUGUGUUAUGCAAAAGCAUAACUGUGUUAUGCAAAAGCAUAACUGUGUUAUGCAAAAGCAUAACUGUGUUAUGCAAAAACAUAACUGUGUUAUGCAAAAGCAUAACUGUGUUAUGCAAAAGCAUAACUGUGUUGUGCUACCUUUUUACUAAGUUUACAUUAUCAAAUUUUCUAUCAUACAUUUGAUGCGAUUUUUGAAUGAAGCCUUGUCACAACUUUCAAAUUACUAUGUGAUAAAAUUCUUAUUUUGGUCUAAAAAAAAGAAACCACGCACAAAAUAGUGUGUUCAUACAAAAAUUUGAUACAAAUUUGAAACAAAUUUAAAUUUGAUUGUGCGGACUGAGCAUCACUUGGUGACGUCUUUUGAGAUCUCUCUUAGAAUGUUCUGCCUCCCUUAUUCAAACAUCAUCCCCCCAUUACAAUCACUUAAGUACAAGGGAAAAAUGAUGGUCAAAACAUGAAGAAGAAAAAAGUUUAUCCUUAGAGAGACCCAUUUCCAACAGCUGCCCAGUACACUUUCUUGACAAAUGAGAACAUGUGGGGACUGGAACUAUGCACCAUUGACAAAUGCAUAUAUGCAUUUCAGAUGGAGCAGUUUCAGCUCUGUUACUUUUGGCGCAUACUGUGUUUGCAAAUAAAUUUUUGAAAUAAAUUUAACAAGUCUUUUAAUUAAUUUUUUAUUAACAUUUCCUAAAUUUGGAAACAAUGCUCAUGUGAAACAAGACUUGUUCUUUUUUUUCUUCUCUUCUUUUUCUUCAGUUUUUGCCAUUUUCUUAUUAAACUUAAUCUACUAAUAAGUAGAUGUUUAUUCACAUUUUUGUAGCAUUAGAUUAUUUAAUUGUGCUUCUAUCCUGUAAAUGUGCUUACGUCCCUUUGAAAAUCUCUGGCAUCCAAAUGAGUCGGCAACUACAUACCCUUGCGACUCAAACUUAAGGAAAAAAAUAAAAUGUUUCUUCACAGAGACAGCGACAGAUGCAGUGUGUUACGCUGGUGCUGGGACUGGCUGACGAUGAUGACAAACUGAUCAAAGCCUCUGCAGUGAGGGCGCUGGGCAUUUAUGUUAUGUACUCAUGCCUAAAAGAUGUAAGUCUGUCAUUAUGACCCUGGGCAUUUGUGGUACUCAUGUCUGAAAGAUGUCUGUCAUUAGGACACUGGUAAUACAUGUGAUGAAAUAGUCCCUGAAAGAUGUCACUUCAUAUAUGUUAACUUGGAAGAAAAGUUAUUUUUGGUAGUCUAAAAUUGGAUCAAUUUUCAUUAGGCAAUAGAAAUGUAAUCAAUUUAUCAUUGCAUUUACUUUACUAUCUAAGUAAGGACAUGAGUGGAAUUUUAUUUUGGGGUUAAAAAAAACAAAUACAGCUUAGUGGAAGAGGUCCACCACGUCUAAGACUAAAGGAACAGUUAUUAUUUUGUAAAUACUGCAUUGUCUGUAAUUUAAUAAAUGUGAAAAUAAGUUAUCAACAUGAAUAUUAAGUGAUCAACAUGAAUAUUAAAUAAAUCAUCAAUAUUAAAUAAGUUAUCAUUAUUAAAUAAGAACCCCUACUUGAAUGUAUGAAUUAUUUACUUUUGUAUUUCAAUGUGGUAUAAUAUAGAUUUUGUUCAUUUUUCUUUAAUGUGGUUGACCUUGUACCGCGCUUCGAGCCUUUGGGUAUGAAGCGUGAUUUUCAAAUAAACUUUAUUAUUAUUAUUACUUUUGUAUCUUUAUUUCCCAAGGAUGUUGCAUUUGUCAUAGAUGCAGGAAAGGCCAUCCUAGCAUGCAUGGGGUCAUCAAGCAAUAGUGUGAGAUUUAAGGCAGCUUGGGCCAUGGCCAACCUGUGUGACACUCUUGUCAGCAACAAGUAAAAACAUCUUUACACUCUAAACCAGCUAGUGACAUUAAUUAACCCAAGUCUCAUCAUUAUAAUAAUUGUGUCCCUGAACUUGGAGAGGAAAAACAAGAACUCUAUUCAAACAAAAAUCCAAGACUCUGUUCUCACUCAAGAACUCUAAACAGUUAUUCUUACACCACAAUUACACUCCGAAUGUCUUGCUACAGACUAAUUUUAAGGAACAAUGAAAAACUCAAACAAUCAUUUUCAGGACUGAAAAAAAUAAGUACGAUAAAUGAAAAAGAAAUAAAUUUCCAUUAAUUUUGAUUAAUAAAUAAAAAAUCUCUUAUAAAGUGAGACUAUCUGCUGAACUUGACUUUCAAAUACUAAAGCUCCAAAAAAUUAUGAUUUGAUUUUAAAAGAGAAAUCCAAUUGUUAAUUUUUUUACUAAUCGGUUAAGAUAUUAAAAGAUGGCCAUGUGAAUUUAUAUAGAGACACAAAUGUAAAAUAAAAUUUUACUUUUGUGCCAGGGUGAAUCAGUCAAAAAGUUACUCCUAGACAACGGUUUCAUUGUUUCACACAUUUAAUGAUUUAAACAGUUAAGUUAAAUUUUGGGAUUUUAAUGAUAAAAUCAUUUGACCCCAUGACCUAAUUACACCACAGCAUGUCUUACCUAACACAAAAUCCUGUAUAAACAAAUCAUUAAAAUGGAAAGUGUUUUUUUUCUUGUCCUAAUUAAGUUGUCUUCUUCCCCUGACAGUGAAAAUGUUCUAGAAGAUUUUCUGACAGAUUUCCCCGAGUCCAUGGUGCUGGAGUUGGUCCAGUGUGCCGCAUCCUCCAUGAAAGACAGUGACAAAAUCAGCUGUAACUCUGCCCGGGCUCUGGGCAACCUUCUGAGGUACCUGCCUUGUAAAGCCUUUGAGAAGCCUGACAUGGAGGCUGCGGUGGACAAGGCUGUGAAAGGCUUGGUGAAGAACAUGAGCAGUGGGACAAUGAAAGUGAGACAAUAAAAUCGCAAUUUUAUCUCAAAUGCAGCGGUUCUUGAGCCUUAAAUAUUUUAAUGCUUUGAAUUUAUGUUCAUAAAAUUGUGGGGACCUCUGCUUUCUCACCUUAUAAAGUUUCAUCCCAAUAUUUUUCAGAAACCUCAGAAAAUGUCAUUGCUAAUUGCUAUCCCUGAGAACAGUUUUAAGUAUUAUGAUUUAGUGAUCAUGUUCCAUCUCUUGUACUCAUUAAAAAACAUGACAUUUUUAAAGAUAUACAUUAAUGACUUACUUUAAGUCCAUGCGGUAUAAAAAUGUACACUACAGUGACUGUGUGUCUGUCCACCCCAUAAAAUCAGCAUACAAUGGCAGGCUAAGUGUACGAAAUUGAGAAACUGCUGCAUAUUUCUGGACACAUGCCCUCCUCUGUCAUUUUUAAGAUGUAAAAGUCAGUCUAAUUUUAAAGAAGUUAUCCAAAAAAUAUGGUAAAUCUCUGUCACUUUAUUCUGUAUUCCCUCGAAAGUAAUAGGUAUCCUUGUUACUGUUACAGUCCAUGAUUACUGAUGUUAUAUCUGUCAAAUUUUGUCUAACCCCAGGUGCGUUGGAACAGUUGCUAUGCAGCAAGCAAUGCCUUCCAGAAUACUGGCCUGCCAAUGGAUAAACCUUGGGUCACUGAUAUCCUCACAAUGCUGAGCAAAGUGGUACAGAACAGUUUAAACUUCAAGGUCAGGCAAAUAAGCUCUUUUUUGAGGGUGAUACCCAAUAAACAGAGGGGGGGGGGGGAGAGAGUUUAA
Molecule: messenger RNA, 17833 nt
Organism: Lymnaea stagnalis (great pond snail)
Lineage: Eukaryota; Metazoa; Mollusca; Gastropoda; Lymnaeidae
Source: the annotation of a GenBank genome assembly